CCAGCCCCCAAGGCCCGGAAGCGAAAGCCGCUAGGCGUCUUCGCAGCGGGGUCACGGCCUGGCCCGCGCGGGCCGGGAUUCUGAGAGGGCAGGGCUCUCAGCAGGUCAGGGCAGUUCCUGGCCGGCGCCAUGUCCCGGAACCUGCGGACCGCGCUCAUUUUCGGCGGCUUCAUCUCCCUGAUCGGCGCCGCCUUCUACCCCAUCUACUUCCGGCCCCUAAUGCGGCUGGAGGAGUACCAGAAAGAACAAGCCGUAAAUCGAGCUGGUAUUGUUCAAGAAGACGUACAGCCACCAGGGUUGAAAGUGUGGUCUGAUCCAUUUGGCAGGAAAUGAGAAGGCUGUCGCCAACUCAGGUUGUGAAAGUAGACGUCGUCAUGCUUCCGAGUCUGCAGCAAGUCCAAUACCUCAGGUCGCUAUUGAACAGUGGCUGGAGAAGGAAACUCUACCGCCGUAAACAAGAGCGCUGAGCACGGGCACAAGGAUUAGCAUUUCCCUUCAUAAGUAUCAAAAGCGCCCUGGAAUAAAUCACCAUUAGGAAGGUUAUAAUGAUUCGGAGUACUGUCUAAAAAUGAAGCAGUCUCACCCAGCUGUGUUUGGAGAUUUUCUCACUAUUCAGUCUCUAUUACUUACCCAACUGUGCUGUGAUACGAAUGUAAGCAACCAGGACACUUGGGAAGAUCCUAGUCUUGUUUUGCCAUCUUCCAAAUUGGAAAUUUCAGUGAAAAACCACCAUGCUGAGCAGCCUCGUAGGGCUCGUUGAAAAUGUUAAAAGUUCAUAAAACGCUUCGAGGACAAGGUUCAUUUGUAGUCUUUAAGAAUAAUGGUUUAGCUGAACUAUCUUGUCGAAGAUUGCUGCAUCUUGGAAAAUAAAUAAAUGUGAAGCAAGUCCAACUAAAUGGGAAUGCAUGCAUAGUAGAAAUCAAUGUCGAAUGAACAGAAGUGAAAAUGUGUAUAUUAAAAUGAUUUCUUUUUACUUCA
This is a messenger RNA of Hipposideros armiger (great roundleaf bat), 978 nucleotides long. It is a transcript of the gene SMIM20, whose product is annotated as small integral membrane protein 20. Bases 130 to 333 code for a protein of 67 amino acids. Gene Ontology annotation, biological process: mitochondrial respiratory chain complex IV assembly. The record is from RefSeq and is a predicted model, not a curated record. Gene Ontology annotation, cellular component: mitochondrial inner membrane. The transcript has 3 exons. Lineage: Eukaryota; Metazoa; Chordata; Mammalia; Chiroptera; Hipposideridae.